Molecule: messenger RNA, 2782 nt
Organism: Urocitellus parryii (Arctic ground squirrel)
Lineage: Eukaryota; Metazoa; Chordata; Mammalia; Rodentia; Sciuridae
Gene: Pnpla3
Product: patatin like domain 3, 1-acylglycerol-3-phosphate O-acyltransferase
Biological process (GO): triglyceride catabolic process; lipid homeostasis
Cellular component (GO): cytoplasm; membrane; lipid droplet
Molecular function (GO): triacylglycerol lipase activity
Source: RefSeq, a predicted model, not a curated record
CCUCCUCCCGACUCGCACCCAGAUCCUGCCCCGCAGUGUGCCCCGCCGCCGCCAUGUACGACCCCCAGUGCGGCUGGAACCUGUCCUUCGGGGGCAGCGGCUUCUUGGGCUUGUACUACGUUGGGGUGACCCACUGCCUGAGCGAGCGCGCCCCGUAUCUGCUGCACAACGCGCGCAUGAUCUUGGGCUCCUCGGCCGGGGCGCUGCACGCCGCCACCUUCCUGUCCGGGAUCCCGCUGGACCGGGUCCUGCAGAUCAUCAUGGACCUCACCUGGAAGGCCAGGAGACAGAACCUUGGUGUCCUGCACCCAUCCUUCAACAUGGGCAAGUACCUCCGAGAUGGCCUGCAGGAGCACCUCCCAGACAACGUCCACCAGCUCAUCUCGGGCAAGAUCGGCAUAUCGCUCACCAGGGUGUCUGACAGGAGGAACGUGCUGGUGUCCGACUUCCAGUCCAAAGCUGAAGUGGUGGACGCCCUGCUCUGUUCCUGCUUUGUCCCCUUCUACUGUGGCCUGAUCCCUCCUGCCUUCCGAGGAGUGCGUUACAUAGAUGGCGGGUUCAGUGACAACCUACCCCUUGCGGAUGUCAAGACCACCAUCACUGUGUGCCCCUUCUACGGGGAGUUUGACAUCUGCCCUAAAAUCAAGUCUACAAACUUCCUUCACGUGAACGUCACCAACUUCAGCUUCCGCCUCUGCCUGAGGAACUUCCACCUCCUGUCCAGAUCGCUUUUCUUCCCCCCGGGCUGCAAGAUGAUGAGAGAGAUGUGCCUUCGGGGGUAUUUGGACGCCUGCAGGUUCUUGGAAGAGAAUGGCAUCUAUGACCGGCCCCAGCUUUGCCCAAGUUUGUCCUCAGAAGAGGAGGAGCCAGAGGCCAUCUUGCCCUGCUGGGAGGACCAGAGGCAGCASCUGUCCGUGACCCUGGGGCUGGCGGAGGGGGAGGAGCUGAUGGAGCGCCUCAGCACCCUGCCUUGGGACGAGCACAUCCUGGACACCUUGUCGCCCAGGCUGGCCGCAGGGCUGGCGGAAGCCACGAGGGACAGGCGUGGCUACCUGAGCAGGCUGUCCAGCCUCCUGCCUGGGCAGGUCAUGUCCUACGUCAUGCUGCCCGUGGAGCUGGCCGUCGCCCUCCUGCACAGAYUGCUGAUCUGGCUUCCCAAUAUCCCAGAUGAUUUUAUCCAGUGGCUGCAGUGGGUCACCUCCCAGGUGUGUGCCUGCCUGAUGACGUGCCUGCUCCCCUCUUCCAGAUUCCAAAGGCCAGCGAGUGGCCAGCCCGUGCCCUCACACCCUGCAGGAUGCAGCUCUGCUGACCUGUAGGCGACCCAGCCGCCCACCCCGUGGACAGGCCAGGAGAGGCCGCCUGCAGCGCCUGGUGCUCCAUCCUCACCGCCAGCCUGGCCUCCAGCCUGACAUCAUGGCGUGGGCGGGUGGGGGUCGCUCUGCCCUCCUUACUUUCCUGGGAAAGGAGUUUCUGAGACCUGAGGGGGCAUCUAGGAACCUUCCCCAGGUGCCAGGCCUUCUCUCCUUUGGACAGUCGCCCCAGCUGCUGAUUAGUGACCUGUGCCUGUGACCUCAGCAUCCUGGCCUCUGCUCAGUGGUAGAUCAUGGGACCAGAGGCAGUGGCUUUGGUCUGAUGGGAGCCAGCAAGCUACUUGGGUACAGGGGCCAUCCAGCCCCUGAGGAGACCUACCUUAAUGCCAGGUGGCUCCGUUGAUUGGGGAAUGGUCCCAGGAAGUCCAGCGCAGGAGCCAUGGCAGGAUGGCUCACACCUGCUAGUGGCUGGACAGUGCCCAGAGUGGCCAAGGUUCCUAAGGGGGCCAGAGUUUAGACAGGGGCUGGGCUGGGCCAUCUUGUGCGAUCUUGGAAGGAAGAGAGCCACAGAAUCCCACAGACACAUGCAGGAAGCAUUCAGUGCAGCCUGGGCUGGGCAACUGUCCCCCGAGGCCCCGCAGGGGCGCCCACCUUCCACGUUCCCUAUAGAAGGACUGGCCAGGUCCUCAGCAGACACAGCCAAGCCCCAGCAGUGCCUGACAGUGGCCAACACACUUGCACACGAUGGGUGUCUACACUGGGUCUGCGAUCCUUAUGAGGAGCUGUGUCAAGGCUGAUGGGAUCACGUGGGACUUGUUUCCUUUCUUCUUUUGAAAAGUUCCCAAUUUCCUUUCAGUUAUAUCAAUUAUUUUACUUAAAUUUCAAGAAAAUACGGCUCAAUAUUAAGAUUGGUGCCGUCUAGGUGGUGGCUGGUGGGUGUUAGCUGUAGUUUGCUGAAUGUUUUACAUACUUGAAAUUCUCUCUUUUCUACUUGGCAAAAAGUUUUUUCCAACUUCCUUACGACACUUUAAAAAGUGUCUUAGGCUAAGGAAGCGACAAGGUCAAUCAAACCUGAGAGACGGCCGAGGCUUCCCCUCCCCGUGCCUUCAGUGCUGCCUGUCCUGCCCGGAAGUUCCUCAGCAGCUCAGGGGCAGGUCCCUGGAUCUUCCCAUCCUCUCAGGUCCACCCUGGGGAACAAUCACAGUAGCACACUUAAUGUCAGGGAGCGAGUCUUGAUUUGGUAAGGAGAUGGCAAAACUGGGUGCAGAGUAUGAGCCCAAUUUUGCUCAAAAAGAGAUGCGUGUGGGCGAGGACCUGUGCUUCACGAGGACAGGUGUCUCCGCCCCGUCGUGCUGUUAUUCAGGAGGGCAUUUGACUCGUUGGCUAUUAUGCAUUUUCCACAUUUCCAGGGUCAACAUGCAUUUCCUUCAGCAUCACAAAAUGAUUCCUAUUAAAUGUGAUUUUUAAAUGUG